This is a messenger RNA of Penicillium nucicola, 1032 nucleotides long. RefSeq lists its product as uncharacterized. The transcript has 3 exons. Bases 1 to 1032 code for a protein of 343 amino acids. The record is from RefSeq and is a predicted model, not a curated record. NCBI's taxonomy places the organism in Eukaryota, Fungi, Ascomycota, Eurotiomycetes, Eurotiales, Aspergillaceae.
AUGUCUUCUCAAGACACCGGUCGCCCAAGCGAAGACAGGUCCGAAGGCUUUUCCAAGUACUUCAGGCGCAUGAAGACUGUCUUACGCCCUCGAUCGGUUUCAAAACCUCAAUCUCUGGACGCAUUUGAUGUCGCAACAACAGCUCGAGUAACCACACCAGUACCAACACCCAUAUUAGAUCAGAUACAACAGACCACUGUACAAGAGCAGCCCAUUAUCAUCGACUACAAAGCCAUGCAACGUGAAAAGACUCGCGCCCUUUUCUCCAAGUACAAUCUGAGCUUUGAACUCACUGGCGAGAGUUCCCCCACCGAUUAUCAAUUUGCACGAGUAUCCAAGCCGAUUCGCAUGCGUGUGCGCCGCACCUGUCACCGCUGCGAAAUGACUUUCGGCCCUGACAAGGUCUGCGUCAAUUGCCAGCACCUGCGAUGCAAGAAAUGUCCCCGUUUCCCUCCGAUUCAAACCCGAGAUGAAGAGUCAUCUGUUUCUACUUUCAGACUCCACGAACUUCGUGCAAAGCAGCAAGGCAUGCUUCACCUCACGUCACAUCUGAAGCUCAGCGGCAACCCAGCUUCUCCAUUAUCAAGAUCCUCCAGCAGCGGAGGACCCGACUUUGUGCACAAAACUGUACGCCAGCGAGUCAGACGAGACUGCCAUCUAUGCGGGACAAUGUUUGCCAAAGGCACGAAGCAAUGCACCAGUUGUCGCCAUACUCGCUGCAAGAUCUGUCCAAGACAGCCUGCCAAGCUCGAUAAAUACCCAGAUGGGUAUCCGGGGGACGCUGAACCACCAAAAGUUGCGCCAGACCGCACGUUCAAGAGGCCCCGUCAACGAGUGCAUUAUAUCUGCCAUGUCUGCACGACUUCUUACUAUCAGGAUUCUCGACUAUGUGUGAAGUGCGGUCAGACGAAAUGUGAUGAAACGAUACGAGUUCCACCCAGGAAGAUCGAGCAUGGACCCGAUCCAGGUGUUAUUCGGAGUCUUGAAGAGAAGCUGGCUACUAUGGUAAUCUCUGCAAACCAAAUUACUUGA